This is a messenger RNA of Histoplasma mississippiense, 918 nucleotides long. RefSeq lists its product with no specific name. The transcript is spliced from 2 exons. The record is from RefSeq and is a predicted model, not a curated record. Lineage: Eukaryota; Fungi; Ascomycota; Eurotiomycetes; Onygenales; Ajellomycetaceae. The coding region runs from base 1 to 918 and encodes 305 amino acids.
AUGACGGGCUUGUUAUUAAGCAAGCAGUUCGAACCCGAUGUACUACGUGCAAUACGUUCCCGGAAAACAUACCCGUCAGGUCAAUCGGAGAUCCUACAACCACUUGCGCCUGAAGUCACCGCACUUUUGCAGCAGUACUCUUACCAGGGGUGCAAGCUAACUGGCCAUGACAUCCGUUCCGCCUUAUCCGGCGCCUUGAAGAGCGGGAAAGUCCUUUGGAGUCACUUUGCGCGCGCAGUGGUCCAACUUGAUGAACGGAUCGUUGUCAAGUUUGGACCUAAUAUAUCGUCAAUUGACGCAAACAUGACUGCCCACAUUCGAAAGCAUUCUGAGGACAUUCCAGUUCCCCAGCCUCUUGGCAUACUUGCUCUUGGCGGAAAAGUCUAUGCAUUCAUGAGCCUCAUUGACGGUCGCCCUCUUGACAAACUCUGGCCAGACCUAUCAAAUACUGACAAAUGCUCUGUCCGGGAUCAACUGGAUGCCAUCUUGGAGAAUCUCCGGUUGCUUCCGUUACCAUCUAAAUAUCUCGGUGGUGGAAAUCCCCCUCAGUGCGUCGACUGCAGAAUGUGGAUGCGUAAGAGUCCUGAGUCAAUGGAGAGUGAAACGCAGUUCAACGAAUUCCUUCUUUCCGGUAAUAGUCGACCUACCAUGGAACCAUAUGUUGAGUUCGUCAGACUCAUGCUUCGCGAAGAUCAUCGUAUUGUCCUUACUCAUGGUGACCUGCACCCCCGCAAUGUCCUGGCUACUAAUGACGAGGAAAGAGGAGGGAUUCGGAUAACUGGCCUGAUAGACUGGGAGGUUGGCGGUGCGUAUCCAGAGUACUGGGAGUUUGUCAAGUCACUUAACACUGUUCGCCCAAUACGCUUGGGUGACUGGCCUUUCUUCCUGCCUCUUAAAGGGGAUGGGAAAGUACUUUGA